Messenger RNA from Dreissena polymorpha, 7617 nucleotides. RefSeq names its product ATP-binding cassette sub-family A member 2-like. Gene Ontology annotation, biological process: transmembrane transport; lipid transport. The record is from RefSeq and is a predicted model, not a curated record. Lineage: Eukaryota; Metazoa; Mollusca; Bivalvia; Myida; Dreissenidae. Gene Ontology annotation, molecular function: ABC-type transporter activity; ATP binding; ATP hydrolysis activity. Gene Ontology annotation, cellular component: intracellular membrane-bounded organelle; membrane.
AUGGAAGUGCAGGAUUCAACAAAGUGCGCCCGCGGUAGCCAAGCAACGAUUAUGUUCCACUCGGCAGACCAGGUGGGUGAGGGAGUGGCAGAUGAAGAUGUGACGAUGCCUCAUCUCAAUGUCAACAACCCAAACUCCCAAGAAGAAGCACUUCAGGAGAAGUCAACGUUGCUGCCCAAUAUAACCCCUACAACCCCUGUAACCCCUGUGGAACUAAACACUAAGCCUGGCUCCCCAUCCUUCAGUUCUCUGUCAGGGCCCAAGAACGGCACUGCUGUGGGGUACCAGAACGUCUACAAUCCACCCCCAGAUACUGUUAUACACCUGAAGGAACCCAUUGUGAACUACAUCGCAUACAAUGAAGGCAUCCGAAGAAACACCGGGGCCGUGUACGCUUUCCAGCAGUUCUAUGGAAUGCUUGUCAAGAAAAUUAUCCAUGCAACACGAAACAUUGCCAUCGCAGUGGCCCAACUUCUGCUUCCGAUUAUUUUCACCAUCUUGGCCCUAUCUGUCGAAAAAGCAAUCCCAGAUGUUGGCGAUGACCCGGCCCUUGUGUUGAAUAUGAAUCCUUGGAAGCAAUACACCGUGCCCUACAGUAAGGGUGUCAACUCUGACCUUACCACCACCAGUUAUGCUGAUGCUUACAAGAGCUUGUUUGGAAACACAGAUCUUGUUGAUCGAACAACGUAUCCAACAUUCAAUGACUAUUUUAAGGCCGUUCAAGAAGAUCAAGGGAUUUCUACGUUCAACAGACGAUACAUAGUGGCAUCGGACUUUGACAAACAGGGAAGUCAAGUCAUGGCCACAGCACACUUCAAUGGUCAACCAUACCAUGGAAUCGCCAUAUCGCUGCAGUUCAUGAUGAACGGAAUCCUCCGAAAGUUUGACCCAACCUCAAACAUUGAGGUCACAAACCACCCUCUGCCGAAAAAAGAGUCUGACAACGUGCGGCGGAUUUUCUUUGCAACAAACGGCACAGCCUUCACAAUUGCUAUCUCAAUUCUCUUUGGAAUGGCUUUCAUGGCGACAAGUUUCAUCAUUUUCCUCAUCAAAGAACGAUCUGUUGGAGCGAAACACUUACAGGCAGUCAGUGGAGUGCGACCAUUCGCAUACUGGCUCUCGUGCUUUGUUUGGGACAUGUUCAAUUAUCUGGUACCCGUAUUCAUUAUAAUGAUCUUGUUUGCCAUUUUCGGAACAGAUGCGUACGUCAACGACGGUAGACUGGGUAUCGUGUUUUUGAUCUUCUUGCUUUACGGAUGGUCAGUUCUGCCGUUUGUUUACAUGCUGCAUUUCCUGUUCAACGUUCCUUCUACAGGGAUGGUGGCGGUCUCGAUGAUAAAUCUUCUGUCCGGUCUGAUAUUCCUGCUAGCGACCUACACCCUCAGCAUCCCCCUCCUGGGUACAGAAGCUAUCGGGAAGGCCCUGGAGAUCAUCUUCAUCAUCAUCUUCCCCAACUACGACCUUGGCCUGGCUCUGAUGGACAUGUACACUAACUCGGGCUAUAAAGACAUUUGUGGGCCCGUACGGGAAACCGUCUGCAAGUUAAUUGCUGCUGGACGAUCGAAUGCCACGAACCCUUGCUGCUUUCCAGAUUUCUGUGGUGAGGGUGACGAUACCACAUGUUUCACGUACUACGAUAAUUUCCUGCAAUGGGAGAAACCUGGCAUUGGCAGGGAGAUUCUUUUCAUGGCCAUCCAGGGCGUUGUGUUUUUCGCCAUUGUUCUGUUGGCUGAAUACGGGAUUCUUUCUCGCAUCAAGAAUGCAUUGACCGGCGGCAUGCGGGCCUCUGUUGGGUCACAGGUCAACCUUCAAGGUCAGGAGGAGGACAGUGACGUGGCUGCUGAGGCACGGAGGAUCAAUGCAAGCUCUGCACAGGAGCUUCAGAAGACUGACUCUCUCAUCCUGAAGAAUGUAGACAAGAUAUACGACACGGGUUUUCACGCGGUAAAGAACAUCUCCUGUGGGAUUCCAAAGAACGAGUGCUUUGGACUUCUGGGACAGAACGGGGCUGGGAAGACUUCUACUUUUAAAAUGCUCACGGGAGAUGAGGCUCUGACAUCAGGCAAUGCAUACCUGAAUCAAUACUCAGUGAAGAGUAACAUAAAGAAGGUCCAACAAAACCUGGGCUAUUGCCCGCAGUUUGACGCCCUGAUAGACCAGAUGACAGGCCGUGAGACGCUCUACAUGUACGCCAGACUGCGAGGCAUCGAGGAGUCACAGAUCAGUGGCAUUGUGGAGCGACUGAUCAACAUCAUGAUGCUGCAGAAACACGCAGACAAAGAAACAGGGUUUUAUAGCGGUGGCAACAAGAGGAAGCUGAGCACAGCCAUAGCCCUAAUUGGGGACCCGCCGUUCAUUUUCCUGGAUGAGCCUACGACGGGUAUGGAUCCUGGUGCGCGCAGGCAGCUGUGGAACGUGCUCUCUGACGUGAGGGCCAGUGGGCGUACCCUCAUACUUACAUCUCACAGUAUGGAGGAAUGUGAUGCGCUGUGUACGAGGCUUGUCAUCAUGGUGAACGGCAGAUUUGUCUGCCUGGGCAGCCCCCAACAUCUCAAGAACAAGUUCGGUCACGGCUACACUUUGUUCUGCCGCAUGGGGCUGAAAGAUGGCGUUGUCAUCAGUAGCACCGAUUUAGUCAACCACUUGAAAGGGAUUUUCAAGGACCUGGAAGUCUUCGACACGAAUCAAGGCUAUGUGCAUUUCAGGAUACCGGACGACAAUGCGAAGUUGGCGCAAAUUUUUGGCGUGAUGGAGCAAGCUAAAGAGCAGUUUGAAGUUGACGACUAUUCGGUGCAUCAGACAACGUUGGAGCAAAUUUUCCUCACAUUUACUCAAAACCAAGUUGCGCCGAAGGAAAAGGACAAAAAGAAAUGUUGCAAAUCGUGUUGUUAAUUUAAAACAAAUACAGAGAGACCUUGUCUUGGUGCAGAAAUAUGACCUUAAGACUUGAUGAUAACACUUUGGAACAACAUAAAAAAUUGUAUAUAUAUUUAGCAGAAAUAAGUGUGCGUUUAUUGAUGUUCAGACUCUGAAAUGAUACCUUUUACUUUGAUGUGUUGGUACAGAAAACAAGAAGAACCAAUUUCAUGACAGUUAAACUUUCAAAUGUGUAUUGUUUAACAGUGAAUUUAGACAUGCUUUAUAUUGAUUUAAACAAAAACAAAUCAAUCAAAGCAUUCAAUCAAGCUAGUAACAUAAACCAAAAAUCAAUAUUAAUAUUUAUGUCAUAAUAUUAAUAUAUUCUGUCAGAAUACAGGCUGAAAUUAGAAAUCCAAAGUUAAUGUUUGUUUCUUUGUUACUUACAGUUUAUUUUAGACAAUGAAUAUUGUUGACUGUUGUAUGCUUUCUAUGGUUUAUCACAUGCACAAUCAUAUUUUUAACUUUGUACUUGUGUAGUUGCAUGUUACUUAAUAUAUAAAUGGUUUCUUUUAUUUAUUCUCAUUGAGUCCAGUUUUUCCGCAGCUUCACAAACUGCCCUGUUUUAUUUGUAUGUGUUUAUUAUUUUCAUUUAUAAUUUGUCUCUUCUCACAAUGUUGAUGGUAGGAUUUACAUAAAAAAUCCAGUUGACAAAUUUGUGAUAAAUUUGAUAUUAACGAUAAUGCAUAAGACAAGAGCAAAGGCUUGAUUGUUUAACAGAAACACCAAGGGAAAAUAUUCCAUACAGUUUAAGAUACAGACUUAUGUAUUUGAUUAACCCAAAAGCAAUUGUUAAACUGAAGUUCAUUCUCAUAUGUUGUUGGUAAUUCUGCUUAACCACCAAUUUAUCACAUUUGUAACACUGUUUUAUGAUAAUAAACUUGUAAUUGAUGCUAAAUUACGAUUUUAGUUUGAAUGUUUAUGAGCUUGUAUGAAAUUCUACGUUCAAUAGAAUCUGUGAUAAUGUUAUUAAAUCCACUGAACAUGACCUUUUGGUCUUUAAAUGAAAUAUUUUUCAUAUUUUUAUUUUAUAUUGUUACCAUAGGCCAACAGCUGGUCUGUACUUAAAAAACCCAUCAAAAUGGGCCAUACAGAGGUUCCUAUUUCCUUAACUUGCUUGAAACAAGAUUGAAAAAUGUAUUAGCAUAAGUUUUUCCAAGACUCAUCUAUACAAUUGUUUUCUAAUUUGGACCACAAUUGUAGCUAUUUAGGCAACAAAAACUAGUUUGUUUGCUAUAAAUCUUCCAAAAAAUAGGGUAUGUGGACCAGAAAAAAGGCUGAACUUUUUUAUGAUAUUUGAAUUAAACACAUUUAACAAUGACCUUCAGAAAUCUUCAAAAAUCUCAAUUUAACAAUCUUUCUUAAACUAAUGUUAUUUAAUUUAAAGAACUAAUGCAAAUAUCAAUGAAUGGGGCAAUAAUGAUAGAAAAUUCAAUAGUAAAUUUAUUAAAUAUGAUCAAAUGAAGCAAAUUAGAAAGACAACUCAACAUGAAAUACAAAACAAAUGGAUGGAAGGCAAAAAAUUAGGAUCUGUAGGGUUGGUGAAAAUAAACAACUUAUGUUACUAUUAUUUAAAAUGGUCAUUACUCAUGACGUUUGCAUGUGUACUUAUAUAUUUGUAGUUUCUUACAACAUGAGAAAAAGAAAUUAUUGGGAGUUGGGAUUUGGUUUAUAUCAUUUGUAUGAAAAUAUAACUAAGAGAUGUUUGUUUUUAUCUUGGUAAAUCAUCUGUGAAUGUUUAUUUAUGACGGUGUUUUCAUGCUUUGGUGUAACAAAGUCGUAGUUUGAUUUUUUUUAUUGCAUCUUAUAUAGAUGUUUCUCAUUCUUUUUCUCAUAUUGAAUUGUUAGAAUUAAUUGUAUUGGAAGCAUAAGACUUGGCCCUGAUAUUUUUACUUUUUCUGUAGCGAUAUUGACUUAGUAAGUCCCAAUUUUCAUAUGACAAAAACUGAACGUCACAACCCAAAUUCAAAAUAAUGUGAUUAUCUGACAUUGAUGUGUAUGUAAUUUGUCUGCACACAACUAGUACAUGUUUUAUUGCAAUAUAAAAAUAGUGAUCUAUGGCUAAUCCUUUGAUACCUGAUGAAGGAAUGAUAUAUUUAGCAGACCUUUCUACAUAUAUAUAUCAACUCAAUUGACAAAUUUAAAACAGAAAUCCUAAUUGUAUCAUAGUACUUUGUCCCCAGAAUGUAAGGAAAAAAAGCGUAUUUUGUAUCAUCUUUACACAUUUACAUUAUACAAAACUUAUUUGAAUGGACUUGUUUAUGGUUAAAAAAAUGACCAUUUGAAAACAAUUGUCAUAGAUUCAAAAAAGAAUGUAUGCAAUUUAUCAAAACAAUCAUAUUACACCCCUCCUCGUUAAUUUGGAAAAUACCUGUUUUACUAACAUAGUAUUUAAAAAUGUGCUUUUAACAGAAGGAGCCUGCAUGGUCCAGUGGCAGUGCAGAGGUCAUGAGUUUGAGAACCGGUGAACUUAAAUUUUUGUAAUUUACAUUUUUUUCUUGCUAUUAUAAUGAUUUUAAACACCAGUUUUGUGAUAUAAACUUUAAAUUGCUUUUUCAAACUUACCAAUAUAUGAUACACAUAACUGUAAACAAGUCGCUUAAAAAAAACUAGCUUAAUACUUUGUUGGGUUCACCAGUAUGCCUGUGUAGUUUUGUCCCUUUGUAAUGAAACCCCAGUUUUAUUCUGGUUUAAUACCGAUAUGUUGCAAAAUGUUUAAAACACAAGCAAUAUCUACUGAGCCUUAUUAUAUUAAAUACCAUUCAUAUUUGGAGUAGUAACCCAGAAUGUAUCUUAAUAUUUGCGAGUGCCGCAGUGUAUCUAUAAGGAUUUUAAACACCAGUUUUGUGAUAUAAACUUUAAAUUGCUUUUUCAAACUUACCAAUAUAUGAUACACAUAGCUGUAACAAGUCGCUUAAAAAAAACUAGCUUAAUACUUUGUUGGGUUCACCAGUAUGCCUGUGUAGUUUUGUCCCUUUGUAAUGAAACCCCAGUUUUAUUCUGGUUUAAUACCGAUAUGUUGCAAAAUGUUUAAAACACAAGCAAUAUCUAUUAUCUACUGAGCCUUAUUAUAUUAAAUACCAUUCAUAUUUGGAGUAGUAACCCAGAAUGUAUCUAAAUAUUUGCGAGUGCUGCAGUGUAUCUAUUUACAGUAAUAUAUGACUAAACAAGUCAAAGCCUCUUAUGACCUUUCAAACCUGAGAAACUUCUGUGUUACCUAGUAAUAUUUUGAAACAAAGAUUCUAUUAAAUACAAGACAAAAAUAAACAUAAAUUAUUUGGGCCAAAUGGCUUAUUAUACAUGACAUUUUAUGUUACAAAGAACUUUAACAUAUUCAUUCUAGGUUUAUAAUAAAUCAGUGACAAACCCAGAACUUUUUAGCUCACCUGAUUGCUGAGGUGAGCUUUUGUGACCGGUCUUUGUCCGUCUUCCGUCUGUCCGUCAGUCCGCAUUUGGUUUGUAAACACUCUAGAGGCCACAUUUCAUGUCCGAUCUUCAUGAAACUUGGUCAGAAGAUUUGUCCCAAUGAUAUCUCGAUCAAGUUCGAAACUGAGUCAUGCUGGGUCAAAAACUAGGUCACUAGGUCAGAAAAAGAAAAACCUUGUAAACACUGUAGAAGUCACAUUUCAUGCCCAAUCUUCAUGUAACUUUGUCAAAAUGUUUGCCUUAAUGAUACGUUGUUCCGGUCCGUUGAAAAACAUGGCUGCCAGUGGGUGGGGCAGUUUUCCUUAUUUGGCUAUAGAGAAACCUUGUAAACACUCUAGAAGUCACAAUUUUUGCCCAAUCAUCAUGAAAGUUGGUCAAAACAUUGGUUUUAUUGAUAUCUCGGACGAGUUCGAAAAUGGUCGAGAUCGGUAAAAAAACAUGGCAGCCAGUGAACGGGGCAUUUUUCUCUAUAUGUAUUUAGUGAAAACAUGUGAACACUCUAGAAGUCACAUUUUUGGCCCAAUUUUCAUGAAAUUUGGUCAGAACAUUUGUUUCCUUGAUAUGAGAGUCUUAUGAAAGAGCUCGAAAAGGGUUCCGGUCAGUUGAAUAACAUGUCUGCCGGGGGGGGGGGGCAGUUUUCUAAUAUUUAUAUAGUAAAAAAAGCUUGUGAGCACUCUAGAAAUCAUAUUUUUUGCCCAAUCAUUAUGAAACUUGGUACAAAGAUUGGUUUUAUAUAUAUCACAUAAUGAAUGCCAUAAUCAUUGCCCUUAGAUUGUCCAAAUUUUUCAUUAUAUUAUACAAAAUCCUUGUAAACACUAGAGGUCACAAUUUUUAUUUCAGAUUUUAUGAAUCUUGGUCAUAAUAUUUAUUUUUGUAAGCAAAGUUUGAUGUUUGGUAAGGGGGGGGGGGUAAACUCAAAAUAUAGGUCACCAGGUCAAAUCUUACAAAAACAAAAACACUCCAUAUGCAAGAGUUUUGGUUCAAUAAUGAUGAAACUUGACCAGGAUGUUUGUCUGGACAAUAUCUAGGUCAAGUUUGACGUUCGGUAAAGAUUGAAUGAACCGACUCAUCUCAGGUAAGCGAACUAGGGCAUAUUGGCCCUCUUGUAUAUUUAUUACCUCAAACUCAACUGUGAUUCGAUAGCUGUCAAACCAUGAGGUUUAUCUGUCAUAUUCUUAUUUCUUCAUUUUCUUUACUUAAUUAAUGAAAAAUGGUGUAUUUUAUACUCUUUAUGUUUUAUUGUGUUGAUGUUUUUAAAAUAAAUUAUGUUCAUAA